CAGGUUCUAAGAAAGAUGCCUCCUCGAAGGGCGAGGAGGGGUCGCAGGCAUGGGGGUAAUCCCAGGACUCAGGAAGAUAAGGAUCAGCUUAGGGUCCAACAACUCAUAACCGCUACACUCUAUGCCACUACUACGAGGGAGAAAAAGAGUAUUAGAGAGGAGGCCAAGACUAUGGGAGAGAGUGAGAAAUACGUAAACAUUUUUGCAAACAAUCAGAUUCAAGGUGUGGGUGUGCUCAGCUAUGCUUUACUGAAUAAAAACAACUUGCUUGCCACUUGUUUACUGGAAUAUCUUCAUUCCGACCCAAGCUCUAGGCUUCAUGACGAGGCUGGACGAACUCCCCUGCAUUUUGCUGCCCGAGGUGGAAACAUUGUUCUGAUGGACAGUCUGGUGAACACUCAUCACGUUGAUGUGAAUGCAACAGAUAAUUCAGGGUUAAUUCCAUUGCAUUUGGCAGUUUUCUAUGAUAAUAUUGAUGCUCUACUUGAACUGAUGAGGCUGGGAGCAACCAUUGAGGGGAAUACUUGUUUUGGGAAGGCUAUCCACGGCGCUGCCUUUUUAGGAAGUCUUGGGGCUAUUAAAGCUAUUCACCAGGAUUUCCCCAAUGAGGUAAACAUUGCUAGUGCUGGAAAUUUCACGCCACUUAUUUGUUCCCUGUUUGGCACUUCAGUUGACUGUCAGAACUUUCUUACAAGGGUAAUAACAUUUUACUUAUUAUAUUUAUAAUGUUUUCCCUGUUCAUAGUUUCACACUAAUUCAUAUUUGCUCUUCUAUAAUUUUGCCAUUUGAAAGGUAUCUGAUGUGGGUACUCUUCCCUUGUUCACCAAAGUGGCAUUGGUUAAAACCAAUGAGGCUGAAGCUCAUGCUCUUAUGAAAACGCUUUUAAACCAUGGAGCAGAUGUGAACAUAUGGGACCAGGAUUUUCUUGAAGAACCAGCAUUGGUCAUCGCCGCCAAAAACAAAUGGAAUCUGGUCAUCGACCUUUUAUUUGAUAGAACAGAACAGAUAGCUGGCAUAGAGGACUGGACCGUUGCAAAUUUACUCAGCCAUGUCCAGACAGAAGAGUUCUUGCAUGAGGACCGUUUGAGGAAAGCAAAUAAAGUCCAGCAGCUGCGCCCCAGAAUAAUUGUUGAACUGGAAGCUAGAAAUGUUGUUGUCGCGACCUAUCUUUGCAAGGCUUUAAAAUCUGAUAUGGAUGAAUGGGACUGGAGCAACAUCAGCAGUCUAUGCGACCUCUGUGUACACUUUGGAAUAACGUCAUCUGAAUAUGAAAUAACAGUGGAAUGUAUUUCUACGUACAUGAGUGCUUAUUUCUCAAAAGAGAAUGGUGAAAAGGUUAUCUGAAGAGAAUACAGCGAGUACAAGUGGGCCUUCGCAGUAAAGCUGAGUGUCUUCGAUCA
Triticum urartu is the source of this 1400-nucleotide messenger RNA. NCBI's taxonomy places the organism in Eukaryota, Viridiplantae, Streptophyta, Magnoliopsida, Poales, Poaceae. The record is from RefSeq and is a predicted model, not a curated record.